This is a messenger RNA of Hibiscus syriacus, 2079 nucleotides long. RefSeq names its product very-long-chain aldehyde decarbonylase CER1-like. The record is from RefSeq and is a predicted model, not a curated record. Bases 32 to 1906 code for a protein of 624 amino acids. Gene Ontology annotation, biological process: lipid biosynthetic process. Gene Ontology annotation, molecular function: iron ion binding; oxidoreductase activity. The transcript has 9 exons. Lineage: Eukaryota; Viridiplantae; Streptophyta; Magnoliopsida; Malvales; Malvaceae.
CCCCUCAAAGCCAUUUGCAGGUACCAAAAGCAUGGCUUCUAAACCAGGAUUUCUCACAGAUUGGCCAUGGAAGCCUCUUGGAAGCUUUAAGUACAUAAUCCUGGCUCCAUGGAUUACUGAGAGCAUAUACUCAAUCAUGGGGAAGGAUGCAAAGGACUGGGACUAUGGAAACCUUUCGAUAAUCCCGUUCGUGUUAUGGAGAAUGUUGCACAACCAGAUAUGGAUCAGCCUUUCUCGUUAUCGAACUGCUAAAGGCACCAACAGGAUUGUGGACAAGGGUAUAGAAUUUGACCAAGUUGAUAGGGAAAGCAACUGGGAUGAUCAGAUAUUGUUCAAUGCAAUUUUGUUUUACCUUGGGAUCAAAUACGUUCCAGGAGCUUCAUACAUGCCUAUAUGGAGAACAGAUGGUGUGAUUAUAGCCAUGUUGCUCCAUGCAGGUCCUGUGGAGUUCCUUUACUACUGGCUUCAUAGAGCACUGCACCAUCAUUAUCUUUACUCUCGCUACCAUUCUCACCACCAUUCCUCCAUUGUCACUGAGCCUAUUACUUCUGUGAUACAUCCAUUUGCAGAACACAUAUCGUACUUUCUCUUGUUCGCAAUACCGAUGUUGACGAUAGCUCUAACGGGAACUGCUUCCAUCUUCGCCUAUGCUAUUUACAUCACUUUCAUCGACUUGAUGAACAACAUGGGCCACUGCAACUUCGAGCUCAUUCCCAACUGGUUGUUCUCCGUUUUCCCUCCUCUUAAGUACCUAAUGUACACUCCAUCAUUCCACUCGUUACAUCACACACAGUUCAGGGUCAACUACUCCUUGUUUAUGCCAAUCUAUGAUUACAUGUAUGGCACAAUGGACAAAACUUCAGAUACCUUGUAUGAAAAAUCACUCAAAAGAAAGGAGGAAUCGCCAAACGUGGUGCAUCUGACUCACCUACUCACACCUGAGUCAAUCUAUCAUCUGCGUAUUGGAUUUGCCUCCUUUGCCUCUAAACCAUACUCAUCGGUUUGGUACUUGUGGUUGCUCUGGCCUGUUACUUUGUGGUCCGUGAUGCUUACAUGGAUUUAUGGUCGAACUUUUGUUGUUGAAAGGAACCGUUUUGAUAAACUCAAAGCACAGACAUGGGCCAUACCCAAAUACAGACAACAGUAUCGCUUGAUAUGGCAAAAGGAGUCCAUCAAUAACUUAAUUGAGGAAGCUGUAAUAGAGGCUGAUGAAAAAGGUGCUAGUGUGUUGAGCCUUGGCAUAAUGAAUCAGAGUGAAGAGCUGAACAAGUAUGGUGAGGUGUAUGUGAAGAAGCAUCCGAAGCUUAGAGUGAAGCUAGUGGAUGGGAGUAGCUUGGCAGUAGCAGUUCUUCUUAAUAUCAUACCAAAGGGAACAACACAAGUACUUGUUCGAGGCAAGCUAACUAAGGUCGCUAUUGCCGUUGCGUUCGCCCUAUGCCAGAAGGGCAUUCAGGUUGGUGUAUCACGUGAGGAUGAAUAUGAGAAGCUUGAUAAGUCAUUUGGCACCAACUCUGACGGUAAAUUGGUUAUGUCAAAGAGUUAUAGCUCUUACAAGAUAUGGUUAGUGGGAGAUGAAUUAGCAGAAGAAGAACAAAAAAAGGCAUCUAAAGGAACACUGUUUAUUCCCUUCUCGCAAUUCCCACCCAAAAAACUGCGCAAAGACUGCUUCUAUCACACCACACCCGCGAUGCAGACUCCCAUGGCACUUGAGAACGUGGAUUCUUGUGAGAACUGGCUGCCAAGGAGAGUGAUGAGUGCGUGGCGCAUAGCUGGGAUAGUGCAUGGUCUUGAAGGAUGGGAGGAACAUGAAUGUGGUUACACCAUCUCAAGCAUCGACAAAGUUUGGGAAGCAUGUCUCAAGCAUGGAUUUCAGCCUCUGAGGAUCCCAAAUCAAUCAAAAUCCUAGAUCACAUUUCACAUUGAUAUCAUUUGUCUACUUCAUAGCUAUGGUUCUAUGUAUAAGUUUUUACCUAUAUGAUAUUAUCCUUGUAUUGGAUUGGCCAUGUGAGAGUCUCUGUUCCUCUCCCAUGCCUCCAAUAGUGCGUAUUAGUGCUUCUCAGAGUUUAAAUAAACUAGCAU